CAAGUGAGGAACAUUCCCUAGGGAUGGUGGUGAAGGCAGUCUCUGAAAUUGCUCAUUCCAGAAGGCUGCAGAAAGAGACUUGCACCACCUCAUCUAGGUCUGUGCUGCUCAGGGCUGGCACUCCAGUGGUGCUAUGGUGCAGGUGGCCCUUCUGGGCCUUUUAGGAGGUCCACAUGCAUUGUGCGCGGGCCCAGAGGAGUGAGAUGCUCUCUCCCGCAUUGUAUGUGGGAAACGUAUUUUAUACGUUUUACGUUGACUGGUAGUAGAGCACGGUAUAAAAACUACCCGCAAACAAUGUGUUUACUGUAUCAAAUUCUAAGGUAUUUGUUUCUGCAGCAUUUCCUUUCCAUUCCUUCUUUAAAUUCUGGGACCUGGAAUGUGUCUUGACCCACCAUUUCUCCAACAGCAAGCCAUCUCCCCAACCCUGUCUUCACUACCCUGCCUCUACCAACAUUUGCUUUCCCCCUGGACCCCAACGUCUUUUUGUGGAGGGUGAAGGGACUAUGGUGCAGGAAGGGGAUUUUUUGCACAAAGAAACUCAAACUUUUCAUUACAGUAAACUCGGAAAAUAUAAGGGAAAAAUUCACCCCUAGAUUACUGUUAACAUCUAGUUUGUUUACCUCUGCUCAUUUUCAUAAUUAGCAUGUCAUGAUGUCACUGUUCUCCUGCCCUUCCCACCACAUUUCCACACCUGAAGAGCAUUCUUAUGUGGUCUAGUUAUUUUCUCUUACAGUAAAGAACACUCUAAGGAAAUUGCUGUAUCCAUCCUGUCUAGUCACUAACAAAGACAUGGUAUGUUUUUCUUUCUCAAUGUAGAGAAGUCAUUCAGAAUUCAAAAGAAGUUCUGCGAUUAUUGCAAGAAAAAAACCCUGCCUUUAAGCCGGUUCUUGCCAUUAUUCAGGCAAGUGAUGACAACUUGAUGCAGGAAGUCAACCAGAAUUUGGCAGAGGAGGCCGGCCUGAACAUCGCUCACAUUUGCCUUCCUCCGGAGAGCGGCGAGGACGAGAUUAUAGAUGAAAUCUUGAAGAUUAAUGAAGACACGAGAGUUCAUGGCCUUGCCCUUCAGAUCUCUGAGAACUCAUUUAGCAACAAAGUCCUCAAUGCCCUGAAGCCAGAAAAAGAUGUGGAUGGAGUAACAGAUGUAAACCUGGGGAAGUUGGUGCGUGGGGAUGCCCAUGAAUGUUUUAUUUCACCUGUGGCGAGAGCUGUAAUUGAACUUCUUGAAAAGUCAGGUGUCAGCUUAGAUGGAAAGAAGAUCUUGGUAGUAGGGGCCCAUGGGUCUUUGGAAGCCACCCUACAAUGCCUGUUCCAGAGAAAAGGGUCCAUGACAAUGAGCUCCCAGUGGAAAACGCCUCAGCUUCAAAGCAAGCUACAAGAGGCUGACAUUGUGGUGUUAGGCUCACCCAAGCCAGAAGAAAUUCCCCUUUCUUGGAUACAGCCAGGAACUAUUGUUCUCAACUGUUCCCAUGACUUACUCUCAGGGAAGCUUGGCUGCGGAUCCCCAGGUGUACCCUUCAGUGGUCCCAUCGCGGAAAAUGAUGUGAGCCUCCUUGCUGCAGCUCUGCGGAUCCAGAACAUGGUGAGCAGUGGAAGAAGAUGGCUUCGCGAACAGCAGUACACGAGGUGGAGACUUCACUGCUUGAAACUUCAGCCACUCUCCCCAGUACCCAGUGAUAUUGAGAUUUCAAGAGCACAGACGCCAAAAGCUGUGGAUGUCCUUGCCAAGGAGAUAGGAUUGCUUGCAGAUGAAAUUGAAAUCUAUGGCAAAAGCAAAGCCAAAGUAUGCUUGUCCCUGCUGGAAAGGUUAAAGGAUCAAGCAGAUGGAAAAUACGUCUUAGUUGCUGGGAUUACUCCCACCCCUCUUGGAGAAGGGAAAAGUACAGUUACAAUUGGGCUUGUACAGGCCCUGACCGCACACCUGAACAUCAACUCCUUUGCCUGCCUGAGGCAGCCUUCUCAAGGGCCAACUUUUGGAGUCAAAGGAGGAGCUGCAGGUGGCGGGUAUGCCCAGGUCAUUCCCAUGGAGGAGUUCAACCUUCACCUGACUGGGGACAUCCAUGCCAUCACUGCUGCCAAUAACUUGCUGGCUGCUGCCAUCGACACAAGGAUUUUGCAUGAAAAUAGUCAAACUGAUAAGGCUCUGUUUAAUCGCCUGGUUCCUUCAGUGAACGGUGUUCGAGAAUUUUCAAACAUUCAACUUGCUCGGCUGAAGAAACUGGGAAUAAAUAAGACUGAUCCAAGUGCACUGACAGAAGAGGAAAUGAGGAAAUUUGCCCGUCUCGACAUCGACCCUGCCACCAUCACGUGGCAGAGAGUAUUGGAUACAAAUGACCGAUUUCUACGAAAAAUAACGAUUGGGCAGGCAAACACAGAGAAGGGAUAUUCCCGGCAGGCGCAGUUUGACAUCACGGUUGCCAGUGAGAUCAUGGCGGUGCUGGCCCUGACUGACAGCCUCAAGGACAUGAAGGAGAGGCUGGGAAGGAUGGUGGUGGCCAGUGACAGAAGUGGGCAGCCCAUAACAGCAGAGGAUUUGGGGGUGACAGGUGCUUUGACAGUUUUGAUGAAAGAUGCAAUAAAACCAAAUCUGAUGCAGACCCUAGAAGGGACGCCUGUAUUUGUGCAUGCUGGCCCCUUUGCUAACAUCGCCCAUGGCAACUCUUCAGUAUUGGCUGAUAAAAUUGCCCUGAAACUAGUGGGUAAAGAAGGAUUUGUAGCAACUGAAGCCGGCUUUGGUGCUGAUAUUGGCAUGGAGAAAUUCUUCAACAUCAAGUGUCGAGCUUCUGGUUUGGUGCCCAACGUAGUGGUGCUGGUGGCGACAGUGCGCGCUCUGAAGAUGCACGGAGGUGGGCCCAGUGUAACUGCCGGUGUCCCUCUUAAGAGAGAAUACACAGAGGAGAACAUCCAGCUGGUGGCAGAUGGCUGCUGUAACCUCCAGAAGCAAAUUCAGAUCGCUCAGCUCUUUGGGGUUCCCGUUGUCGUGGCUCUGAAUGUCUUCAAGACUGACACCCGGGCUGAGAUCGACUUAGUGUGCGAGCUGGCGAAGCGGGCUGGCGCCUUUGAUGCAGUCCCUUGCUACCACUGGUCGAUGGGUGGAAAGGGGUCGGUGGACCUGGCGUGGGCUGUGAGAGAAGCUGCAAGUAAAAGAAGCCGUUUCCAGUUCUUGUAUGAUGUUCAGCUUCCAAUUGUGGAAAAGAUAAGAACCAUUGCCCAGGCCGUCUACGGAGCCAGAGAUAUCGAACUCUCUCCUGAGGCACAAUCCAAAAUUGAUCUUUAUACGCAACAGGGUUUUGGAAAUUUGCCCAUCUGCAUGGCAAAGACCCACCUUUCUCUUUCUCACCAACCCGACAAGAAAGGUGUACCCAGGGACUUCGUUUUGCCCAUCAGUGAUGUGCGGGCCAGCAUAGGCGCUGGGUUCAUUUACCCUCUGGUUGGAACGAUGAGCACCAUGCCAGGACUGCCCACGCGGCCCUGCUUUUACGACAUCGAUCUUGAUACGGAAACAGAGCAAGUUAAAGGCUUGUUCUAAAUGAACGAGACCCUCGCGGGCCUGAUUCAGGCUCCUGAAACUCAGACUAUUCCUUGCCUUUUGGCCACAGUUGGAGAAGAAAAUGAAUUUGAAAUACACUUGUUACGCAACGCUGGAGAAAUGGUAGAACAGGCCAAAGAUUUCUCCCUUCGGGACGAAUUCUCUUUGCAGCCGAGCAUAGUGUUCAGUGAAAGGACCUCCACCAAGUUUAAAAGAAACUAAUUUAUUUUCUGUUUCUGCAGAGUUUACAUUAUUUCCCACUGCUUACACUUGAGAAUGUUUAUUGUAUGGGGACCCAGCGAUUAAAAGAGUAUGAAAUAAAAAGUAACAUUUUCUCACUCUGGAGUUGGCUGUUUUGUCUUUGAACUGAAAAUAAAUGUGUAUUUACACAACCAA
Miniopterus natalensis is the source of this 3922-nucleotide messenger RNA. Lineage: Eukaryota; Metazoa; Chordata; Mammalia; Chiroptera; Miniopteridae. The record is from RefSeq and is a predicted model, not a curated record.